This is a messenger RNA of Cydia pomonella (codling moth), 3139 nucleotides long. It is a transcript of the gene Sdhaf3, whose product is annotated as succinate dehydrogenase assembly factor 3, mitochondrial. Gene Ontology annotation, cellular component: mitochondrial intermembrane space; mitochondrion. Gene Ontology annotation, biological process: mitochondrial respiratory chain complex II assembly; succinate metabolic process. Bases 157 to 513 code for a protein of 118 amino acids. The record is from RefSeq and is a predicted model, not a curated record. The transcript is spliced from 3 exons. NCBI's taxonomy places the organism in Eukaryota, Metazoa, Arthropoda, Insecta, Lepidoptera, Tortricidae.
ACUUUGACACUGAAGUUUACUGAUCUGACAAAAGAGAAGAUUUUCGUAAAAAUAUACUAUCUAAUCGAAAUAAUGUGCUAAGACUGCUAAGUGAAAUGUUGGAAAAUAAUACAAAAUAAUGUUAUGAUACAAUCUGCGAUUCCUUCUCCAUAAACCAUGUCGUCAGAGCACGUGUCCCGUGUACGGCAGCUUUACAAGCUGAUAUUCCGCGUGCACCGUGCGCUGCCCGCGGAGCUCCGUGUGAUGGGGGACAACUACGCGAGAGACGAGUUCAAGAGGCACAAACAGUGCGGUCCGGAGGAGGCGAGGAUAUUUCUUAAUGAGUGGACAGACUAUGCCAUAAACCUGGCGAAGCAGAUGAAACCGCUGCAGCAAGCGAAGAGGAAAGAAGUAGGCAAAUACCUGGACCCAAAGUUGCUUGACCACAUGAGUGAGGAACAGCUGUGCCAGCUCUAUGAAUUGCACAAAGCAGCGUCGGCAGCAGAGGACGGUGAAAGUAAGGAAAAGAAGUAGUUUUAAUGCACUCAUGAAGCGCUGGUCGCGUCUAUAGGGACCUGGGCGUUGAAAGGACUGCUAUCUUGUGACCUAAAAUGAAACCUUGAACUUAACAUAGCCAAUAUGCUGGUGCUACCCCCUGUAGUUCAUCUCCCUAUAGGUCAUUAAGGGAGUAGUGAAUAUAAACACAGGUAAAAAUAGGAGAUGUGAAUUUUUUCAAAUUUAACACAUUCACUGCCAGGAACCCACCAGGUGGGCGCUCGUAAACUUUACUCGGAUGCCGGACAACCCGCUGCGGGAGUUCACUUUAUACACAGCUAUAGACGACUACCGUCUACGCCAAAGAACCCACCUGGUGAGCGCAGAUCUUCACAGGCAUAUUGCAGGGUUGACACCGGCAGAGAUUUAUUUACUUAUUACCUAUAAUAUUAUUUAUAGACAAUAUAGACAUGGAUCAAUUACUUUUUAAUAUCUUAAAUUACAAAUUGGAGACUAACAUAUGUAUAUGCACGACCCGAUAAUCCGCGUCAAAUUAUAAUUAAUUUUGGCCGCGGAUUAAAUGGUUUAAUUUAUGAUUACUUAUAUUAAUAAUUACUUUGUAAAUGCAUCACGUUGUGAAGGGCGUGAGUAGAUCCGUACUAACAAAAUAAAAGAAAAUAUGAAACUUAGCACAGCCCUGGCGCACGCAGGGGCGCCCGCCUGGUGGGCGCUCGGCGUACAGUACUGGUUUAAUCAUAAUGUGAGUUUGCCAACCCGCACAGCGGGCGCUUAUAUAUAUUGCCCGGUUCCUGGGUUAGUGUGCCGUUUUUCGUCUGGCAGUGAAUGUGUUAAUAUGACGGCUGACAGUUUCAUAUUGAGCGCAACUCGAGUGUGGCUAUGGAGAAAUUGGAGAAGGUUGUCGCAUUCGUGCCAUAGACAUAAUUUUGUUUAGCCUACAUUUUAUAAGAAGUAAACAAAAUGCUUAGGUUAAGGAAAAGUAAUACUUAAAUUUACUCGACAUAUUCACAAGCAAUGCGAAGUUUGAUGAUGAUGAUGAUGGUAUCCUGUUAUCCUGUUGUAUGUAGUUGUGACGUGUUAGAAUAGACAUUUGUUUUGUUUGUGUGUGUCUUUUAAACAUGUAUUGUCUAUUCGAACACGGCACAACUACAUACAACAGGUGAAUUACUUAAGUUUUAUACAUAUAUCUCUCAUCACGGACAAGAAAUGGGAGCUGGAUGCGAAUUUUAGUUCUAAAUAUCUGAAGUCAACUCUACUGUUCAAGGAUUUGAAGUGCUAUGUUUUGACUUCUGAUAUUUAGAACAAGAUAAUAGAAACUAAUUAACUUGAGAGUAAUAUAUAAUUAGUAAUAUAUUAAAUACAAUGACAAUAUACAUAAUGGAUAUAUACAGAUGAUUACUAUAACUAGCUUAUAUCUAAAAUAGGCCCUUGAGACAGUGUACCAAGGAUGCCAGUGGCAUUUCCUCGUAUCGCAAUACUGAUACGUUGUGCGAGGAAACCGCCAGCUCUUCGGUCACCAGUUACGUCAACCAAUAUAUAUAUAUAUAUAUAUAUAUAUAUUAUUAAUCCAAUAUUAAUUUUCUUGCCCAGACAAUAUGCACAGAUUUCUAGCAUACUAGAAACGUGAAAUUCGUUUUUUAAGUGUAAUACUUAAUUGAGACUAAGAUUUAUAAGAUAAACUACCUAGUUAUAAGAUAAAUUCUUACACACAAAACCUACUAUGAAGUAGCAUACAAACAAAAAUACAAUAUAUCUGAGUGACGUCAUAAUACACUAGUAAGUAAUAAUGGAUUUUCAGUAAGGCGUGAAAUCGAUAGUUAAAUUGUUUUUCAAUUAAAUCUAAAAAUUGAACAGAGUGAAAAUAAACUUUCUUAUAUUUUAAAUUGUGAUAUUGUAAUAAAACAAAAGGAAUAACAGAAUUUUGAAUAAAUAAUAAAUAUGGAAAGUCGAAAUACUCAUAAUUCGCAAACAUAACGCAAAGGAAAUGCGUUUCACUUUCACCAAAAUUCGCACGCAUAAGAAAAUAUUAAACGCCAAAGACAAAACAACAUACUUCAAACAAAGUCGUCAAAAUAAGCACGCAUAAUGAAUCUGGAAAGCAUAAAUAUAAUAUGUGCUGAGUUUUAAAAAAUAUCGGAUACCUUAAUUGCAAAACGGUUUUGUUUUAAUAAUACUUUUUAUAGAAAUAAUCACCAAUUUUAUUAAAAAUGUGUAUUGAUUUGAUAAUUGUAAUGUAUAUUAUGAUUUUGUGUAUAUUCUGUUAUAAAUUAUUGUAUAGCAUUAUGUAGAUCAGUGGUGGGCAAACUACGGCCCGCGGGCCAGUUCCGGCCCGCGCAAGGGUUUCAUCUGGCCCGCCGCCGAUUCUUCGAAAUAAUUAGUAUAGGGCUCGCGACAUAACGGUUUCAAAACAAAAUGCAUUUAUUCUGCAGUUGUGGCCCUCCUCAGAUUUUUUUUAUUUUUCUGGCCCCCCAUGAAGAAAGUUUGCCCACCACUGAUGUAGAUAAUGAUUAUUAAAUUUCACCUUUAAUCAGCCAUGUUCCGUUGAAUUGAAAAAUAUUAGUUAGUAUUUAUUUAAUUGUACCUUAUUUAUUGACUUAUAAUGUAGAUAUUUUAGUAGAUUUUUGUGAUUAAAUAUUUAAUUUUACAA